AUGUCGAAUCAAGCUAAAAAGACAAACCCGGUAACAGAGAAUACUCUCAAGACCAUAAACAACUUGAAAGUAAAUACUCCACCAUUAUUCACUGAAAUUAUUAGAGCUGCCAAUAAAUACCAACAACAAUUAACUGCACUUAGUCAAGCUGGUAGUGUAUUAUCAGAUACCAUUGGCAGAUUGACCGUUCACAAUGCCGGAGAAUUUGGCGAUGGAUUAAGAAAAUUGGCAGAUACAAUCAGAGAACUUGAACUAAAGAGAGAAGAAGUUGCAAAGACAAUGUUAAAUGAUUUCAUUACUCCAUGUAAACAAGCCAUUGAAAAUGAUCAAAAGGAAGUUUUGACAUUUGAAAAGAAUUUUAAAAAAGAUAGAGAUAAUAUGAGACAAGAAAUUCUAAAAUUGGAAGCAAAGACUAGAAAAGCUGGUAAAAAGACAACUCCUGAAGUCCUUAAACAACAAAUUACUGAAUUGAAUGAUAAGAUUAAGGAAUCUGAUCAAUUAAAUUCCAACAAAUUAAAGGAUGUUGUAUUGAUGGAGAGAAAGAAAUUGGCAACCUUUUUAUCUCAAUUCAACCAAUUCAUUGACAAGGAUGUAGAAUUAUCAAAUGAUACAAACGCUAAAUUCACCAAUGGUUUACAAUGUUGGAGAGAUUUAAUUAAUGCUCAAAGUCAAUUACCAAGUGAAGUUGAAUCAUUAAUAAGUAAACAAGAAAGAACAUUGGUACAAAUUCAACCACAAGGUGGUGAUGCUGACAAUUAUCGUAUUUCUUAUGCUCCUGGAAAGGUACCAAACAGUGGAAGUGGAGGUUACGACACCUACGAGAGUUAUGACAGUUACGACAACUAUGACAAUUACGAUAAUAACGCAGGAGGAGAUUACAGUCAAGACUACUCGGCUGGUGCAGAGAUGCAAGCUCGUGCCUUGUACGAUUACAAUAGUUCAGAGGCCACUGAUUUGAAUCUACGUGCUGGUGAUAUAAUUUCAGUCAUUCAACAAGACGAUGGAUCAGGAUGGACAAAGGGUAGAGAUUCUUAUGGCAAUGAAGGUAUCUUCCCAUCUACAUACAUUGAAUAUUGUUGA
Messenger RNA from Cavenderia fasciculata, 1080 nucleotides. Its product is annotated as SH3 domain-containing protein. Gene Ontology annotation, biological process: actin filament bundle assembly; actin crosslink formation; positive regulation of actin filament polymerization. Gene Ontology annotation, cellular component: cytosol; nucleoplasm. Bases 1 to 1080 code for a protein of 359 amino acids. The record is from RefSeq and is a predicted model, not a curated record. Gene Ontology annotation, molecular function: protein binding. The transcript has 5 exons. Lineage: Eukaryota; Evosea; Eumycetozoa; Acytosteliales; Cavenderiaceae.